CCUUUGUCAACUGCCCACCCCCUUCUCUGAGGUCGCUGGAGACACACCCCUGGGACUAAUGCGCAGGCGCCGUUCUUCCCCACUCGCGGUGGGCUGUCUCGUUACGCAUGCCCGGACGGCGGCGGGACAUUCCACGGAUUUUACCGCCGGAAGUUCGGCGGCCAUUACCAAAGAGUGGGAGUUUGGCUGACUAGCUAGAGGGGCUUGUUUCCGCCCGCUCCUGGGUGGUGGGCGGCCAUUUUAGGUGCGUGCAAUUAAGGGCUGUGGCGGGAUUGGCUCCGCGUCUAGGUUCGUCUGCUGCUUCCCACCUACCAGGGCCGGAUCCGGAGCCCUUCCCCGCGGGGCGGGACCUCGCAGCGGCCGACUCCUUUCCAGGUGAAGGGUAACCCGGCCGAAGAAACACUUAAGUUCUGGAAAUUGCGACUCAGUAUCAUGGCCGGCAGCCCUAAUGAAGAUUCAGAAGGAAGCAGAAUCACUUAUGUGAAAGGAGACCUUUUUGCAUGCCCCAAAACAGACUCUUUAGCGCACUGUAUCAGUGAGGAUUGUCGAAUGGGUGCUGGGAUAGCUGUCCUCUUCAAGAAGAAAUUUGGAGGAGUGCAGGAACUGUUAAAUCAACAAAAGAAAUCUGGAGAAGUGGCUGUUCUGAAGAGAGAUGGGCGAUAUAUAUAUUACUUGAUUACAAAGAAAAGGGCUUCACAUAAGCCAACUUAUGAAAACUUACAGAAGAGUUUAGAGGCCAUGAAGUCCCACUGUCUGAAGAAUGGAGUCACCGAUCUCUCCAUGCCCAGGAUUGGAUGUGGUCUUGAUCGUCUGCAAUGGGAAAAUGUAUCUGCAAUGAUUGAAGAGGUGUUUGAAGCCACAGACAUCAGAAUUACUGUGUACACACUGUGAACAGAUGCGUGGUGUGGAUGUGUCCACGUUCUCCUGUGUGAUCCCUACUGGACUGUAGCACUGGACGAACUGACCUGAAAACAGUCUGAGGAAAGAUUCGUGUGAAGUAGUCUGUGUCACAGGCCAGACUUGGGUUGCUGUAUUCUCAUGAUGGGACUGGGACUCUGGAGGAGGGAUUGCUUGGGAAAUGUUGCUGUGAUUUUUUUUUUUUUCCUUCAGGAAGGUAAGGAGUAGAAUGCCUCAUAUUAGGCAAGGAAAUCAGAUGUUGGGCCUCUGACCUGUUUUCAUCCAGGAUACGACCUGACUUGUUUGGCUUGCCAGUAGGUGGCAGCACUGAUUCUACUUUUCUGCUGUUUAAGAGAAAUUUCAGGAAGGAUGAACAUUUCAAUUAGUUUUGCGUCUUUUGUCAUUUGUGAGCUUGCUUGGUAUUAUCCUUAUGUCAUUCUAGGAGAGAAUUAUGGGUUUUAAGUUACAAAAAUGAGUCUUAGGUUGUUAACAAGAAAUUUGUGGUGACAGAAAAGGAAAAAUAAACAUCUUUUUCUUGGGGGUCCAAUGAGGUUCUGUGCACACGGCUGUUGUUCUGGACCUGGGUAAUGGAGGAUUCGCCUGUAACUAAUUGGGAAGAAUCAGACAAAAGGUCCAGUGGGAAGAGCAGCAGGGUGAGAAGAAAUAAGAACGGACAAGAACUGUGGGUCAGCAUUACUGGAAAGGCAGAUGUUUAGAAUCUCCUCAUGGUGAACUCUUGCUCUCUUCUGUCUACCACAUAGCUUCUGCAAUUGAACGGGUCUGAAUUCAGUCAUGGAAUAAAUGAAAUAAUGUA
Messenger RNA from Leptonychotes weddellii (Weddell seal), 1711 nucleotides. It is a transcript of the gene OARD1, whose product is annotated as O-acyl-ADP-ribose deacylase 1. The record is from RefSeq and is a predicted model, not a curated record. Lineage: Eukaryota; Metazoa; Chordata; Mammalia; Carnivora; Phocidae. Gene Ontology annotation, biological process: peptidyl-glutamate ADP-deribosylation.